UCAUACGGCGAUAUCUUUCAGGACCGGCCGGUUUUCUGCUCAGCUCACAAGAAUUCUUCACAUGUGCAUCUGCACGGCAAGCACUGCACGUACCCGUCGUGCGUCCGAUGGGCAUCGUAUGCAGACGGCAAGGGAUCAGAGCCCACACGAUGUGCUCGACAUCGCUACUCACACCAAGUUGACGUUCGAAACCGAAAGUGCGCCUUUGGAAACUUCUCCUGCAGCAAGCAACCGUCCUACGGCUUGCCGAACGUGGGAACUGCCGUCCACUGUGCCCUACACCGACAGGUUUGA
This is a messenger RNA of Guillardia theta CCMP2712, 294 nucleotides long. RefSeq lists its product as hypothetical. The record is from RefSeq and is a predicted model, not a curated record. The annotation marks the transcript as partial. The transcript has a single exon. Lineage: Eukaryota; Cryptophyceae; Pyrenomonadales; Geminigeraceae.